Panicum virgatum (switchgrass) is the source of this 1049-nucleotide messenger RNA. Its product is annotated as dehydration-responsive element-binding protein 1B-like. Gene Ontology annotation, molecular function: DNA-binding transcription factor activity; DNA binding. The transcript has a single exon. The record is from RefSeq and is a predicted model, not a curated record. Bases 89 to 769 code for a protein of 226 amino acids. Lineage: Eukaryota; Viridiplantae; Streptophyta; Magnoliopsida; Poales; Poaceae. Gene Ontology annotation, biological process: regulation of DNA-templated transcription.
GUCCAAGCUCCACUGCUGCCUCCAUCGAUCCCAGCUCGACCAGAGACACCUCGCUACUGCCAAGCUGCUGAUCCUCAGAGAGCCUGCAAUGGAUACGCCCUCACCGCCGCCGCCGACCGCGGAGCACGAGGAGUACAGGACGGUGUGGUCGGCGCCACCCAAGAAGCCAGCGGGGCGGACCAAGUUCCGGGAGACGCGGCACCCGGUGUUCCGCGGCGUGCGGCGCCGCGGCCAGGCGGGGCGGUGGGUGUGCGAGCUGCGCGUCCCGGGCCGGCGCGGCUCCAGGCUCUGGCUCGGCACCUUCGCCACGCCCGAGCUGGCGGCGCGCGCGCACGACGCCGCCGCCAUCGCGCUCUCCGGCCGCGCCGCCUGCCUCAACUUCGCCGACUCCGCGUGGCUGCUCCCGCCGCUGAUUCCCGCGGCGCCGGGAAGCGCGCGCGAGUUCAGGGAUGCUGCCGCCGAGGCCGUCGAGGUGUUCCGGCGGCGCUCGGCGUCGGCGUCGGCGUCGGCGCCGUCGUCGCCAGCGGUGGAGACGGCCGACGAGGAUGAGGAUGACGGCGGCUCGCCUGGCGCAGCGCCGUCGCCCGACGUCUUGUUCGAGCUCGACGACGUGUUCGGGUUGGGCGGCAUGGUUGAUGCUGGAUCGUACUACGCGAGCUUGGCGCAGGGGCUGCUCCUGGACGCGCCGGCCGCCGCUGGAGCGGGAGCGUGGUGGGAGGACGUCGAGCAUGGGAGUGGCACCGCUGACAUUGCCCUGUGGAGCUACUAGCGUAAUGCUACCUCCAAUAAAAAAAAGGAUGACGUUCACACAAGGAGAAUUAGCACAUAGAAAACACUGUCCUGCUUGAGUACCAGUAGCUUGUUUCUGACAAAUUUCGGAUGGUUUAUAAUUGAGAGAAACAGAGCAUAUCAGAUAGUGAGGGGGUUUUCAAUUUUAGAAUCAGCAUCGUACUAGUUCUCUUGUUGCUCAAUUGGCAACGUUAAGUUGUCGAGUUAUUUACUCCCUCGGUCCACAAAAGAAUGCAAUUCUCAUUUUUCGAGGAGUCAAA